AUGAUGUCUUCGACCCGUGACGAGGACCCUUUUCUGCAGGUCCAGGCAGACGUACUAUCAGCCCUCAAUACAUCGCGCCCGCUUUUCAAAUCCUACCUUCGCAUACGAUCCUCGGCGUCAUCAGCAAACAGUCCAGAGCUCCGUGAAGCUCGCAACGAGCUUGAACAGACACUCCAGGACCUCAGCCAAGAUCUCGAAGACCUCGUCGAAAGUGUCAAAGCCGUCGAACAUGACCCCUACAAGUUCGGACUUGAGAUUGACGAGGUGGAGCGCCGCAGAAGACUAGUCAAGGAGGUCGGCGACGAGAUCGAGAAUAUGCACAAGGCGCUGCAGCAGACGGUGCAAGAUGCGCAGAAGAAGGGCAACAUGCUGCCAGACCCUGAUUCCUUUGAGGAAGACGAAGACAACUACGCGCAGUUCGAGCAAGAGCAACAGAUGCAGAUCAUGAAUGAGCAGGAUGAAGCACUUGACGGCGUUUUCCGUACCGUCGGCAACCUGCGCAUGCAAGCCGAUGACAUGGGCCGCGAGCUGGAAGAGCAGGGCGAGAUGCUCAACGACGUCGACACAGUGGCCGACAGGGUUGGCGGCAAGCUGCAGACCGGUAUGAAGAAAGUCGGCUUCAUCAUCAGGAAGAACGAGGUGGUCGAGCUGCUGCAUCGCAGUUCUCAUCUUUGUCCUGAUCCUCCUUCUGGUAUUGCUCCUGAUCCUCUGAGCACGAACCCGAAGAUUGUAAAUUUCUAUCCGGCGCCCUUAGAAUCCAAGGCACGCUAUUCAGGAGCCAUCUUCCAGAUUACCGGCACUGGUGAACAGGACCCUCCAUGCACUUACUUGAUGGAUCAGCAUGGUAUCUACCAGCACAGCGAUCGAAACACCGUCAUUGCAUGCAUGACUCAACCUUCUUCGUAG
Messenger RNA from Ascochyta rabiei, 906 nucleotides. RefSeq lists its product as uncharacterized. Gene Ontology annotation, biological process: intracellular protein transport; vesicle fusion; Golgi to vacuole transport. Gene Ontology annotation, cellular component: membrane; SNARE complex; endomembrane system. The transcript has 3 exons. Gene Ontology annotation, molecular function: SNAP receptor activity; SNARE binding. Bases 1 to 906 code for a protein of 301 amino acids. The record is from RefSeq and is a predicted model, not a curated record. Lineage: Eukaryota; Fungi; Ascomycota; Dothideomycetes; Pleosporales; Didymellaceae.